Messenger RNA from Leishmania mexicana MHOM/GT/2001/U1103, 780 nucleotides. RefSeq lists its product as hypothetical. Gene Ontology annotation, cellular component: EMC complex; membrane. The coding region runs from base 1 to 780 and encodes 259 amino acids. Gene Ontology annotation, biological process: protein folding in endoplasmic reticulum. The transcript has a single exon. Lineage: Eukaryota; Euglenozoa; Kinetoplastea; Trypanosomatida; Trypanosomatidae. The record is from RefSeq and is a predicted model, not a curated record.
AUGACGGCGGAGCAGAACAUUCUGUUGGACCCCAGCAUCCGGGACUGGGUGCUGCUGCCUUUGAUUAUGAUUGUCCUAUUCAUGGGUGUGCUGCGCCACUACGUGACCAUUCUCAUGAACUCCCCCUCCAAGCCAAAUAUGGCCCGCAUCUGCAAUGUGAACAUUCAAAACUACGGCCGCAUACUGCUCAGCAGCGGUGCUGCACUGUCACCCGAGUCCUUCAAGCACCGGGCGGAGCGUAUGCUGAACGGCAUGUUGAAGAAGGAGGUGGAUCCGGUCAACCCGAUGGAGAUGAUGAACGACCCGAAUGUCAUGAUGGGUUUGCUCAAGAACCAGUUUAUGAUGAUGGUGCCGAACAUUGGUAUGAUGAUGCUGGUCUCAUACUUCUUCUCCGGCUUCGUGGUCGCCAAGUUCCCGUUUCCAUUGUCGCAUCGCUUUCGUGAGAUGAUGCAGCGUGGACUCGAGAUAGACGUGCUCAACUGCAACUACGUCACCUCCCUCAGCCUCUACUUCCUCAUCAUGUCCGGCAACCAGGGUCUGCUCCAGCUGCUGCUCGGCGAAGAUGUCGAGUCGGAAAACCAUAGUGCGAUGAUGAUGCAGCAGAUGCCGCAAGCGUCGGGGCAACCAGUGGACUUCGCCAAGGUGUUCAAGCAGAUCUCUGAUGAGUUGGCGUUUGUGAAGGACCAUCACCGAUGGAGCUACGAAAAAGCGCCAGACGUCCUUCUGAAGAAUUGGCGUUCGCAGAAGCGGGCGAAGGGAAUGGCGGUGAAACGCCGAUAA